GAAAAUUCUUUUAGAAUUCUUUGAACAAACUAUCACUUACUUUAAUUUAAGAUUUUUUGGUAAUUUCAGGUCAAGUUCGCCUUCGCCAUCGUCAUCAAAUCUGGCGUGCUUCUUCUGCUCUCAGUUGCUCUCGGUGACAAAGCAUCGAGUCGGCCUAAGUCAGAAUCAGCUAAGAGCCGCACUACAUGAUAAAUGUCGAGCGCUACCCGUUAUUCUCAAGGGGCAAUGUUUCACUUUUGUUGAGAAGUCUUUGCCGGAAAUCUACUUUUCUCUUAACUACGACUUCUCAACGAAGGGCAUUUGUGUUCGAUUGAACAUCUGCGAUGAGAACAAUCCGCUUGCGGUCGCGAUGUCGAAAAGUACAAGCACUUUUGAAGAUGAAGAAGACCUAGAACCCACUACUCGUACAAACUACCCUAGUAGAGCAAAACAGGAUCGGUUAGGAGCGCAACGCAUUUCGGAAGAGUCAGACAAAAAUGUACUUGAAGAGAAGCGAAUCACAUGUGCUUUCUGUGAACGAAUGCUGGAAAACGCCAAGAACUACGCGGUAACGGCAAAGGCGGAUAUACACUCGUUUGCGAACACAGUAUGUUCAAAGCUACCGAACGGCUUGUCACAACAGAACUGUUAUGAUAUGGCUGACAAGAAGAUUGCCGAGCUAGCAAAAUUCGUCGAUCAGCAAGUCAUCGAAGCGCUAUGGUGUACUGAACUCAAUCAGUGUUAG
Molecule: messenger RNA, 724 nt
Organism: Angiostrongylus costaricensis
Lineage: Eukaryota; Metazoa; Nematoda; Chromadorea; Rhabditida; Metastrongylidae
Source: the annotation of a GenBank genome assembly